Molecule: messenger RNA, 1444 nt
Organism: Nematostella vectensis (starlet sea anemone)
Lineage: Eukaryota; Metazoa; Cnidaria; Anthozoa; Actiniaria; Edwardsiidae
Biological process (GO): DNA integration; DNA recombination
Molecular function (GO): DNA binding
Source: RefSeq, a predicted model, not a curated record
UUCUAACCUUUUUCCUGUAUAGUUACAGCUUGGUGCAAGGAAAAACAAAUACGUGCUCCUUUAGAAGACAUGAGCCUUGGACAACUUGAUAGAAACCUCCGUCGUUUUUACGCUGAAGCAAGAAAAAUAAACGGAGAAAUGUACAGCAAGAAGACACUACUCGGCUUUCGGCAUGCCAUUGAACGCCAUCUCAACCAGCCACCCUUGUCGAGAAGCCUUAAGCUGUCUACCGACCCUAGAUUCAAGCGGUCAAACGAGAUGCUGGAUGCUCAGCUUGUACAGAUGAAGAGAAAUGGCCUUGAGAACACCAAGCACAAACCCGCCAUCGAGGAUGAAGACCUAAAAAAGCUCAAAACUUUCAAAGCACUUUCUCCGGAUACCCCAUCCAGUCUCCUAAGAAAUAUGUUGUUCCACGUGGUCCUGCACUUUUGUAGAAGAGGUAGAGAGGGUCAGCGAGCGUUGAAAAAAAAAACAAGCUUCCUGUUUGAAGAAGAUGCAAGCGGCCGGCGCUCCGUAACUAUGUCGCACGACGAAGCGACAAAAAACGAUCCUGGAGUGAACGACACCGCGAGUUCAUAGAAACAAGCCCGAAUGUACGAGACAGACCACCCAUAUGAUGGAUUCAAAUCUUUUCAAUUGUAUAUUUCGAAACUGAAUCCCAAAUGUGAAACAUUUUUCCAGUUUCCAACGAAAUGCUGGCGUCCCGACGAUGACGUGUGGUUUGACAACAAGCCUGUCGGAGUAAACAAACUGGACGGUAUGAUGAAAGAGAUAAGCCGUGAAGCAAACCUCUCACGUCAACACACAAACCACUGUGUCAGAGCCACUGCAAUAACUUUGAUGUCUAAUGCUGGAGUUCCAAACCGCCAUAUUAUGGCCAUUUCUGGUCAUAGAAACGAGCAAAGCUUGCCGCACUACAACACACGGCCGUCCACACAGCAGCUUCACAAUUGCUCCGAUGUUAUUUCACGCAGUUGGACCUCAGGACAGUCCGUAGUCCCGAUGAAUCCUCAACAAGCAGCAGUGAGUCUUUCGACGGCUGUCCAGCAAAAUAAUGUGGUCGUUGAUGUUACCAAGAGCCAAGGAAUGCCAUUUGGAUCCUUGUUCAGUAACUGCACAAUCCAAAAUGUGCAGGUUGUGAUGGCAAAAAGUGAUCACUGAAAUCGAACCACAAGUGUAACCCCGUAAAAGCUUUAGCAAUCUUGGUUUGGAAAAAUUGUUGUAGAAACAUUUUAAAGACUGUUCUUUCCAUUUUCUACUCAGUAGUAGUAGGUUACCCGUAAGAUUGGACUCUUGGAUUGUCAUAUGUUGUAGAGAGAAGUGUUCUCGAAAUCCCGUAAUAAAGAUUUUGCCAGUGUGUUGAGCACGUGUGUCUGCGCACGCACGAUGGUUAUGUAAUCACUUUUUCAGAAAUUAAAUUUUCGCUCUUUGCUAUGUUAUAAAA